Scaptodrosophila lebanonensis is the source of this 2475-nucleotide messenger RNA. It is a transcript of the gene Atac2, whose product is annotated as cysteine-rich protein 2-binding protein. The coding region runs from base 1 to 2439 and encodes 812 amino acids. The transcript has 6 exons. The record is from RefSeq and is a predicted model, not a curated record. Gene Ontology annotation, molecular function: acyltransferase activity, transferring groups other than amino-acyl groups. NCBI's taxonomy places the organism in Eukaryota, Metazoa, Arthropoda, Insecta, Diptera, Drosophilidae.
AUGUCACUGCCGAAAGCACCGGAGCAAAAACUUAUAAACUGCAGCUAUUGCGAAGCCAGAAUUGACGACGACAACUAUCUGGAGUGCCAAGAAUGUAACCAGUGUGUGCAAAUCAAGUGUCUGCAACGUUCCAGUACGCCGGGCGAUCUACUUGGGGAUGUCUUCUUUGAUUUCACGUGCAUUAAAUGUGUGCGCGCCGCAGUCGAGAAGACCGGGACUACAUCGACAGCAGCAUCACAACCGCAAAGCGAGAUUUUGCUGCGCCAGCGCAUGCCUUGGUUGUUGGUCUUAUCGCUGUCCCUUUACAACCUGUCUAUCAAAUCAAAGGGACUGAGCCAUCAUGGCUAUUUCCAUUGGCGCACCCACAUCAUAAGUUUUGUAGACAAGAACUGGAACUAUUUGUUCGGGCCACGUGUGCGCCGUCGGAAGCAAUGGGCUGGUUCCGUGUCUGGCACGCUGUCGCACAACAGUCCCGAAUAUUUUCAAUCGGGCGUGGAUGUAUUCCAGGAACACGGCUGGUGGAAGCUCGCUAAGGACCAAACGCCGCGCAAAGUACAGGAGCAAUAUGAACAAAAGCAACAACUGCGUCAACAACAGCGUUUAGAGCGUCGUUUGCAACCGGCCGACGAGCAGAGUUGCGACAGUGAUGUGUCUGUUACGGAUAAUCUAAACGAUGUUAAGCCUUUGAAUGUAGUAAUUGCGCCGGAGGAGGCUUUGCAAACUGCUCUGCCAGGCGAAAGUUGCGCGCGUGCCAUACCUUAUAUGGGUCGUCCGCCCAAAAUGGUGCCGCAGCCUGAAAAGGAAGCAGUGAAGCUACUAAAACCUGAACCACCACCGGAUCAGGAACCCCAACAACAGCAACUUAACCCCGUGCAGGCCAGUCUUUUGGAUUUUUUAACGGAGAAUUUAGGUGGCGAUGAUCUGACCAUGUUCAAUAGCUUACCUGGCAUUAUGCCAGAGCCGUUGAUUGGCGCGGGCAAAAGCGAUUUCUUUAUGACCGAAGCCUUGCUAGAGGCGCCAGCACCAAGCAUGGGUCUCUUUGAAAUGGAAACGAAUUUCAAUUUGCCUCCAACUGUCGCAAAUAGCGCAACAGAUAGAGGCACUUAUUAUGCAGCGCAGCAAAGUGAGCCGCCGAUUAGUGAUAAUGCUUGCAGCAGCAUGGAACUGUCAACGGCAGCUAUUUACGAGGAAGACGACAUGAUGAAGAGCAGCGCGCAAAGUGAUCACACAGAUACAGAACAGGAAACUGAAGAUGGUGCCUACCAGCAACCACGCAUUGUUCAAAUAACCAAUUAUCAGGCAAAAACCACGAAUCCGGAGGAGUUAGAGCGGAAGCAGCAACUCUUGGAGGUGGAUCACAUCAAGGAGGAAGCCAUAGAGGAAACGCCAGAAGAUGCUGAGGAGGAGGAAACCUUGACAACGAAAUCAACUGUUCUGGAACCGUGCAAGCCGAGCGGCUUUAUACGCCAGCCCCGUCGCAAUUGGCCGUGGCUGGCUGAGUCUUCCAACACAGACGACACAAAUGAAACGUCAGCUGAAAACCUUACACUUAUGAGUGUUUAUGAGGAACAGGAAUUGCAUCUCCAACUGCAGAAGUUCUUUACACUAGAGCAGGAAGGACUGCCCAUUGAUAUACCCGCUUAUGUACGUCGGCUCUAUCGGAAGUUGUGCGUGCGAAAAUGGAAACGCGAACACAAUCGCCCUAUUUUUAAUCUGGAUGAGUACAUCGAUCCCACGAUACGUGCACGACGACAAUUCGAGCAAAGGCAGGAACAGAUACUCGAUCGUUACCAACUGAUUACACAUUCGUAUCAGAAUGCAAAUACCUCGUUCUAUGCUCGCAUCACCGGCAGCAUACAGUACGAAUUCUUUGAGUCCCCGUACUCAAAACGCGUCCUGCAUCCCUUCAUCUUUCGUAGCAAAGAAAUCGGACCGCCUUGGCUGCGUCUAAUGUGUGAGCUGCAGCAUCGCGUAAAUGGGGAGCAUCCGACACGAUCGACAAUCGAUUUUUGCUACGUACGACCGCAGCAUAUAGCGGCGGUCAAUGCGCUUCUCCAAAGCGCCUUCUGGCCAGGCAUCGAUGUGAGCGAUUGCCUAAGUUAUCCGGACUAUAGCGUGGUCGCGCUAUACAAAAAGCUUGUCGUCGGCUGUGGCUUUCUCGUACCCGACGUAGGCUACAACGAGGCCUAUAUCACAUUUAUGGCCGUGCGGCCCCAUUGGCAACGCAGCGGUAUUGCCACCUACAUGCUCUAUCAUCUGAUACAGACUUGCCAGUCGAAGGACAUCACGCUACACGUUUCCGCUUCCAAUACGGCUGUGCUGCUUUAUCAGAAGUUUGGUUUCAAAAUGGAGGAAAUAGUUCUUGGCUUCUAUGACAAGUAUUUGCCGCUCGAUUCCAAGGAGAGUCGAAAAGCCUUCUUCUUACGCCUAUCACAUUAAAUAAAGCAAAAAUGAUUUUAUUUAUAUGUAAUUUUA